AUGCCUCCAAAAGAAGUGAAAAAGAAAAGUGCACGCGAUCGAGCAGCAUUACUUGAACAAAUUAAUAUUCCACAAUUAACAGAAACUUUAUUUGAUAUAUCUUAUCAUGGAAAUCUUCCAAAUUUAACAGAAAUUUUAACAAUACCAACAAAAAAUAUAGAAAAUCUUCGUUAUGAAGCUAUACAACAAAAUAAUUUAUUACAAGUAAGAAACGAACAAGCAAGAACAUGUCUUGAUCUUGCUGCUAUGCUUGGUCAUCAUGAAGCUGUCAAAUUAUUAGCAGAAAGAGGUGCAACAAUGAUGACUAAUGGAAUUAAUUUAACUAAUGGAAUGGGAUAUUCAAGUUUACAUCUUGCUUGUGUAUGGAAUCAAUUAGAAUCUGUUAAAUAUAUAAUUACAGCUGGCGGUGAUAUUGAACAAAAGACUGUUCAUGGAGAAAAACCAAUUGAUAUUGCUAGACGAUAUCAUCAUAAUGAUUUAGUUGAUUAUCUAGAAUGGAUUGCUAUACGCAAUACAUUUACACGUAUUAUCAAUGGUGCAAAAGAUUUCGUUGCUGAUCCAACAAAAAAUAUGAAUAAAUUAAAUAAAGAUGAGAAGAAAAAAAUGGAAAAAUAUAUUAAUGAUGCAUUAAAAUGGUCUGAUGAAAAUCAAAAUAAUUCUAAUGCACGUGAAUUAUUUGCAAAUAAAAGUAAAGAAGCUGAAGAGUUUUUUGCUCCUUUUUAUGCAAAUGCUCAAUCGGAAAUGGAUUUGAAUAAUGCCAAUAUAAGUAAUGCAACUCGACCACAAUUAGGGACACCCAAAAGUGGAAGAAAAUAA
Molecule: messenger RNA, 816 nt
Organism: Rotaria sordida
Lineage: Eukaryota; Metazoa; Rotifera; Eurotatoria; Philodinida; Philodinidae
Source: the annotation of a GenBank genome assembly